UGGUCCUCUAAUAAUCAACAGGGUGGGGACCGCAUAAAUGCACAUCGACAAAAUAAAGAAAUAAUAUUCGCGAAUGUUCAACGAUUGUUUAAUGGCUCCAACAGCGGCGAAGGAAGAGUGGAUGUCUUGUACUGUGGAUCGUGGAUGACCGUUUGUGGGCAGUCGUGGGAUCUACGGGCUGCAAGGGUUGUAUGUAGAAUGCUCGGAUUCGAAGGGGCCUUGGAUGCGCCAAAAACUGCUAGGUAUGGUCAAGGAUCUGGUGAUACGCUUUUUGCCCGUUGCUGGGGAACAGAGGAGAGCCUGGGAGACUGUUUUUACAUUGGGAUCCAUUCUCUUUGUGGACAUAAAUGGGAUGCAUCCGCUGUGUGUUAUUCAGGAGCAAAUCCAUACCAAUUACAAGUUCGCCUUACCGGUGGAUCUGACGAUGCUGAAGGCAGAGUAGAAGUACUGCAUGACGGAUCCUGGGGAACUGUAUGUGAUGUGUGGUGGGAUCUUAGAGACGCUAGGGUGGUUUGCAUGAUGCUUGGGUUUGAUGGAGCCCUUGAGGCACCGGGAUCUGCGAGGUUUGGCCAAGGUUCCGGUCGAGUUCUGCUGAUGUACGUCAACUGUGAAGGAACCGAAAACAACCUAGCAGACUGUGCACAUGCUGGGAUUGCACAUUACUCAUGUAUGCAUUCGAGGGAUGCAGGAGCCGUAUGUUACUCAGGAGGUAGAUCUUUACUUGCGAUCUUUUUUUAACUAUUGAAAUUGUACUCGCAAAAUAGCUAAUC
Messenger RNA from Lytechinus variegatus (green sea urchin), 770 nucleotides. RefSeq names its product deleted in malignant brain tumors 1 protein-like. The transcript has 2 exons. The record is from RefSeq and is a predicted model, not a curated record. Gene Ontology annotation, cellular component: membrane. Lineage: Eukaryota; Metazoa; Echinodermata; Echinoidea; Temnopleuroida; Toxopneustidae. The annotation marks the transcript as partial.